AUGGCACCCACAGCAGUAGCAAGCAAACCCAAGCUCGAGGUCUCGGUCGACCGCCCGACGCCCUACACUUUCGACCUGGGCAUCCUGCUCGCCAACGACCCGAACCCCAUCUCCGCGGCCAGCGGCACGACCUACGACGAGAACGACCAGCCCAUCACCACCACCACCACCAGCUCCGGCCCCGCCGUCACGACGACCAGCGAAGCCAAGGAGGCCCAGCUCGCGGCCGUGGCCCGCGACGCCGCGCAGUCCCUGAUCAACCAGCUGCUCACGACAUGCCCUCUGCACUCGGCGCCGCAGGGCGUCCUGCUCACCCUCCCCCACCCCACGACGCCCAUGCCGCGCGAGAAGCCCCUCCCGCCGCCCAAGCAGCCCACCAAGUGGGAGCUCUUCGCCGCCCGCAAGGGCAUCAAGCCAAAGACCCGCGAGCAGCGCCGCAUGCGGAACCAGGUGUUCAACGAGCAGACGGGCGAGUACGAGCGGUCGUGGGGCUUCGACGCCAAGGCCCACCACAAGAAGAAGGAGGAAGGCAUCAUCCAGCAGGACUGGCUCGUCGAGCUCAAGGGCGACGGCAAGGGCGGUGCUGCCGGUGGUGCUGGUGCUGACAAGGACGCCGAGGGCGGCAGCGGCAAGCCGGAGAAGGUCAGGAAAGUCAAGGCUGGCGGCAAGCCCUUCUCGAAUAAGAAGAGGAAGAUGCUGGCAACCAAGUAA
Molecule: messenger RNA, 711 nt
Organism: Microdochium trichocladiopsis
Lineage: Eukaryota; Fungi; Ascomycota; Sordariomycetes; Xylariales; Microdochiaceae
Product: ribosome biogenesis regulatory protein-domain-containing protein
Exons: 1
Coding region: 1-711 (236 amino acids)
Biological process (GO): endonucleolytic cleavage in ITS1 to separate SSU-rRNA from 5.8S rRNA and LSU-rRNA from tricistronic rRNA transcript (SSU-rRNA, 5.8S rRNA, LSU-rRNA); ribosome biogenesis; ribosomal large subunit export from nucleus
Cellular component (GO): nucleus; preribosome, large subunit precursor; nucleolus
Molecular function (GO): protein binding
Source: RefSeq, a predicted model, not a curated record